AUGUCACUGGAUGCCAGUAAUCCUCCCUAUUACUUCUCCUCUUACCUGUGUCCCAUCAAAGAACCCGACUAUGAAUAUCCCGAGGAUGCAGAAGAUUGGCCGGAAUUCGACGGAUGCCCAUACAAGAAUGCAGAACACCUCGCCAUUUGUCUGAACCGAUUUCUCUGUCGUUGCGAGAUGCCAAAAGCAGACACUCACCCACCUCGCUUUAGAAUGUCCUCUUGGGGAAAUUUCAAUUUUCAAGACUUGGGCUGCUACGAUACCAACACUGAAGCUCCUCAUAUCGUGGCUCUCAUGUGGAGUGAGCUCGCCCACCCACAGAACAAGGAGCUUUGCCGCAGCGAGGUUGACGCCGCGAUUAUGAUCAUGCACGGCCGCUUGCGAGACCCAUCACUCCGACCUCAUGUUAUUGCCCCUGUCCUGCUGCUAUCAGCCAUUGGAGAGCACUACCUCCGGAUUGUUGAGGCAUACUUUGACAAGGGCCAGCUUGUCAUGCGAAGUUGCCCGCUUAUGGACAUGCGGGAGCGGGACAUGAAUUGGCUCAUCACCUUGGCGAAGUGGUGCUGGGGAGGCCCUAGCAGCAAGAGUACCAAGUUCAUCAAGACUUAA
Molecule: messenger RNA, 609 nt
Organism: Aspergillus piperis CBS 112811
Lineage: Eukaryota; Fungi; Ascomycota; Eurotiomycetes; Eurotiales; Aspergillaceae
Exons: 4
Coding region: 1-609 (202 amino acids)
Source: RefSeq, a predicted model, not a curated record